This is a messenger RNA of Penaeus vannamei (Pacific white shrimp), 4980 nucleotides long. NCBI's taxonomy places the organism in Eukaryota, Metazoa, Arthropoda, Malacostraca, Decapoda, Penaeidae. The record is from RefSeq and is a predicted model, not a curated record.
AUGGCUCUCCUUCCGGAGAUCGAGAAGAAUCGCUUCGAGAAUAUCCUGAGGAACUACAAAGCGAUGAAAGACUUUGGACUGGACCCCAAGAUCCCGGAGUUCGUCGUGCGACAACAGAGGAGGCGACGCAACGGGCUCGUCGCGCCCACAGCCAGGCCACCUCGAGUCCCCGACGACGAGGGAGACGACGAGUGGACGCCCGAGAAGGAGAGAUCUAGCAGGUAUGCGAUCAAAAGUGGAAGCGUGGGCUGUGGAAGAAGAGGCGGUCUUAAGAGGAAGGCAGAGUGGAGUGCUCCAGCUUGGACCGGAAGGAGUGAGAACUACGAUGAUGCGCCGCUCAGUGUAGACCAAGUAGAUGUUAUACCGUUAUGGACUCCAGCCAAGUUGGUGGCAGGUGCAAAGGGCACUGUCAAGAUAAUGCCAACAACAGCCGACAGGUCAAGUGGAGAUUCCGCUGCGGAAAAUGUUAAGCCAGAGGACAAGGGGGUCUUUUCAGUUCCCAUGUCACAGUUGACAACAGAUACAGAGAUGGUAACAGUGAAAGAGCUUCCAGCUGAGAGUGAAACACUUGGUGUAGGAUCAGAUGAAGAGGGUCGGGGAACCAGCUGUUUUUCGGGAGAGAAGUCCAAGUCGCGGUACCCACGACGUCGUAGCAGAAGGAAGCUGUUUUAUGAAGAAAGCAUUACUAAAGAUGACGAUUUUAUUUAUUGCGCAGACUGUGAAGAAGAGAAAGAGGGAGAGUGUCCGUACCAUCCAUUGUUCCUUAUUCUAGAUAACCCCGUUGUUCGAGACGGCAGCGAGAAAGAUCGUGCUCGCCUCACAACCCCUUGGCCCCUCACUGUCUGCGACUCGAAAGUGAAGGGGGCAGGAAAAGGCGUGUGGACCAAUGCUCAUCUCCCAGCCCAUCUAGUGUUUGGUCCGUAUGAGGGCCGUGUCCUAUCUGGCCAUCCGGAAGCCGGUAAAGAAUCUGGCUAUGGCUGGAAGAUUCGAGGUACUGGAACAAGGAAUAGAUGCAUUGAUGCUGUAGAUAGUGCAGUUAGUAACUGGAUGCGUUACGUCAACUGUUCAAGAACUGAAGCUGAGACCAACCUAUCUACAUUUCAGUACAAGGGGCAGAUCUACUACAGACGGACUCUGCAAUUAGCAGAUCGGCAGUGCGAAUGGUGUUGCUUAGUUUACAGCUCGAAAGAUUAUCUAACGCGUCAUCUAAAAGUGUGCAGAAAGCGUGUUCACACUUACACGCCGCCAAUUUGCUCCACGCGAGGAAGCUGCAGCAGUAGUGGCUCAACCAAGCAGUGUUUGCGAGAAGAGGCGCCGCAAUUCCCGGAAAAGGCGUCUCAUGAGACACUGCGUUCGCCAGCAUCCGAUGAAUAUAAUACUGAGUGUUCAGUUUGUGAUUACAAGUGUGAAUGUUCUGAUAUCCCAAAUCAACAUGUGUUAAUACACAGUGGAAAAAAACUGUUUAGUGAAGUGGUUCUGAAGACACACCAGAGGGUUCACUCAGGAGAAAAGCCGUUCGAGUGUUCGAGUGUGGGAAAAAGGUUUAGUGAAAAGACACACCAGAGGGUUCACUCAGGAGAAAAGCCGUUCGAGUGUUCCGAGUGUGGAAAGGUUUAGUAAGUGGUUCUGAAGACACACCAGAGGGUUCACUCAGGAGAAAAGCCGUUCGAGUGUUCCGAGUGUGGAAAAAGGUUUAGUGUAAGGGGUUCUCUGAAGACACACCAGAGGGUUCACUCAGGAGAAAAGCCGUUCGAGUGUUCCGAGUGUGGAAAGAUUUAGUAAAUGUAUCUGAAGACACACCAGAGGGUUCACUCAGGAGAAAAGCCGUUCGAGUGUUCCGAGUGUGGAAAAAGGUUUAGUGUAAGUAGUUCUCUGAAGACACACCAGAGGGUUCACUCAGGAGAAAAGCCGUUCGAGUGUUCCGAGUGUGGAAAGAGGUUUAGUAAAUGUGAUAAUCUGAAGACACACCAGAGGGUUCACUCAGGAGAAAAGCCGUUCGAGUGUUCCGAGUGUGGGAAAAAAUUUAAUCAAAGUAGUAAUCUGAAAACACACCAGAAGAGCCACAGAGCCCAGGACCCGCGCAAAUCAGCUCAGUCUGACAGCCUCGGCAUCCGUUCGACCAUUCGACGCUGGGUUCGGGGAACAUUCAGACUUCUCGGCCGCAAAAGGGCGAUGGCUGAGGACGCAAAGCAACUGUUUUCGACGGAGGAAUGGCUCUCCUUCCCGGAGAUCGAGAAGAAUCGCUUCGAGAAUAUCCUGAGGAACUACAAAGCGAUGAAAGACUUUGAAAAAAGUGGUGGUGUAUUAGCUUUUGUUGGAGCGCCGAGAGGCAGAAGAAAUUGUGCAAAAGGAAAUGUAGAGAGUAAGCCAAGAGAAGGACUGGACCCCAAGGUCCCGGAGUUCGUCGUGCGACAACAGAGGAGGCGACGCAACGGGCUCGUCGCGCCCACAGCCAGGCCACCUCGAGUCCCCGACGACGAGGGAGACGACGAGUGGACGCCCGAGAAGGAGAGAUCUAGCAGGAGUGAGAACUACGAUGAUGCGCCGCUCAGUGUAGACCAAGUAGAUGUUAUACCGUUAUGGACUCCAGCCAAGUUGGUGGCAGGUGCAAAGGGCACUGUCAAGAUAAUGCCAACAACAGCCGACAGGUCAAGUGGAGAUUCCGCUGCGGAAAAUGUUAAGCCAGAGGACAAGGAGGUCUUUUCAGUUCCCAUGUCACAGUUGGCAACAGAUACAGAGAUGGUAACAGUGAAAGAGCUUCCAGCUGAGAGUGAAACACUUGGUGUAGGAUCAGAUGAAGAAGGUUGUUCGAGACGGCAGCGAGAAAGAUCGUGCUCGCCUCACAACCCCUGGCCCCUCACUGUCUGCGACUCGAAAGUGAAGGGGGCAGGAAAAGGCGUGUGGACCAAUGCUCAUCUCCCAGCCCAUCUUGUGUUUGGUCCGUAUGAGGGCCGUGUCCUAUCUGGCCAUCCGGAAGCCGAUUCGAGUACUGGAACAAGGAAUACGUGCAUUGAUGCUGUAGACAGUGCAGUUAGUAACUGGAUGCGUUACGUCAACUGUUCAAGAACUGAAGCUGAGACCAACCUAUCUACAUUUCAGUACAAGGGGCAGAUCUACUACAAGACGGACUCUGCAAUUAGCAGGGGGAGCGAGUUGAUGUGCUGGUACGGAGACGAUUACGGGAAGGAUCUGGGUCUGUCAAGAGAGCCGUCCAAGUGGAAACCAGCGAAGAAAGAUGUAAAAGAUCGGCAGUGUGAAUGGUGUGGCUUAGUCUACAGCUCGAAAGAUUAUCUAACGCGUCAUCUAAAAGUGUGCAGAAAGCGUGUUCACACUUACACGCCGCCAAUUUGCUCCACGCGAGGAACCAGCAGCAGUAGUGGCUCAACCAAGCAGUGUUUGCGAGAAGAGGCGCCGCAAUUCCCGGAAAAGGCGUCUCAUGAGACACUGCGUUCGCCAGCAUCCGAUGAAUAUAAUACUGAGUGUUCAGUUUGUGAUUACAAGUGUGAAUGUUCUGAUAUCCUAAAUCAACAUGUGUUAAUACACAGUGGAAAAAAAUUGUUGGAGUGUUCUGAGAGUAGGAACAGAUUUGCAGACAGUGAUAAGCAGAAGGAAACCCAAAGAAUUCUACCAGACGAAAGGCCGUUCGAGUGUUCCGAGUGUGGAAAGCCGUUCGAGUGUUCAAAAAGGUUUAAGUGGAAGAGACACCAGAUGAUUCACUCAGGAGAAAAGCCGUUCGAGUGUUCCGAGUGUGGAAAAAGGUUUAGUGUAAGUGGUUCUCUGAAGACACACCAGAUGAUUCACUCAGGAGAAAAGCCGUUCGAGUGUUCCGAGUGUGGAAAAAGGUUUAGUGUAAGUGGUUCUCUGAAGACACACCAGAGGGUUCACUCAGGAGAAAAGCCGUUCGAGUGUUCCGAGUGUGGGGAAAGGUUUAGUCAAAAUGGUCAUCUGAAGACACACCAGAGGAUUCACUCAGGAGAAAAGCCGUUCGAGUGUUCCGAGUGUGGAAAAAGAUUUGGUAAAACUGAUCAUCUGAAGAGACACCAGAUGAUUCACUCAGGAGAAAAGCCGUUCGAGUGUUCCGAGUGUGGAAAAAGGUUUAGUGAAAGUGGUCAUCUGAAGACACACCAGAGGGUUCACUCAGGAGAAAAGCCGUUCGAGUGUUCCGAGUGUGGAAAAGGGUUUGGUAAAAGUGAUCAUCUGAAGACACACCAGAGGAUUCACUCAGGAGAAAAGCCGUUCGAGUGUUCCGAGUGUGGAAAAAGGUUUAGUGUAAUGGGUUCUCUGAAGACACACCAGAGGGUUCACUCAGGAGAAAAGCCGUUCGAGUGUUCCGAGUGUGGAAAAAGGUUUAGUAAAAGUGGUGAUCUGAAGACACACCAGAGGAUUCACUCAGGAGAAAAGCCGUUCGAGUGUUCCGAGUGUGGAAAAAGGUUUAGUGUAAGUGGUUCUCUGAAGACACACCAGAGGAUUCACUCAGGAGAAAAGCCGUUCGAGUGUUCCGAGUGUGGGAAAAAAUUUAAUCAAAGUAGUAAUCUGAAAACACACCAGAAGAGCCACAGAGUGGUUCACUCAGGAGAAAAGCCGUUCGAGUGUUCCGAGUGUGGAAAAAGGUUUAGUGAAAGUGGUUCUCUGAAGAAACACCAAAGGAUUCACUCAGGAGAAAAGCCGUUCGAGUGUUCCGAGUGUGGAAAAGGUUUUAGUGAAAGUGUAGUUCUGAAGACACACCAGAGGGUUCACUCAGGAGAAAAGCCGUUCGAGUGUUCCGAGUGUGGAAAAAGGUUUAGUGAAAGUGGUUCUCUGAAGACACACCAAGGGUUCAGGGAGAAAAGCCGUUCGAAGAGAAAAGCCGUUCGAGUGAGUGUGCAUCUUGAAGUUCAAGAAAAGCCGUUCGAGUGUUCCGAGUGUGGAACAGUAAGAAAUUCACUCAGGAGAAAAGCCGUUCGAGUGUUCCGAGUGUGGAAUUUAGUCAAAGUGGUCUGA